AUGGGUGUCCCAGCGCUUUUCAGAUGGCUUUCCAACAAGUAUCCUAAGAUCAUCUCCCCCGUUAUCGAGGAGUUUCCGCAAGAAAUCAACGGCGAAGAGGUUCCCGUGGACACCACGCGUCCCAAUCCCAAUGGAGAUGAGAUGGAUAAUUUGUACCUGGAUAUGAACGGUAUCGUUCACCCAUGUACUCAUCCGGAAGGAAAGCCGCCACCGUCGAACGAGCAGGAGAUGAUGCUGGAGAUCUUCAAAUACACCGACCGUGUGGUGAACAUGGUCCGCCCGAGGAAGCUUCUGAUGAUUGCUGUCGAUGGUGUCGCGCCACGCGCAAAGAUGAACCAACAACGAGCCCGUCGGUUCCGCUCUGCUCAGGAAGCCAGAGAGGCAGAUGAGAAGAAGGAAGAAUUCCGCAAAAUGCUUGAGAGGCAAAACGGCAAGAAGGAAGACGAGGAUAUGCAGGAACAGGUCAUCCAGAAGACGUGGGAUAGCAAUGUCAUUACCCCGGGAACGCCUUUCAUGGAUAUUCUCGCGGCAGCUUUGCGCUACUGGAUUGCUUACAAGCUCAAUACCGACCCCGCUUGGGAAAAGCUUAAAAUCAUCAUUUCGGAUGCGACAGUUCCGGGUGAAGGUGAACACAAGAUCAUGGAGUUCGUCCGGUCACAGCGCGCGUCGCCAGAGCACGACCCCAACACCCGCCACGUCAUCUAUGGAUUGGAUGCCGAUUUGAUCAUGUUGGGUCUUGCGACUCAUGAGCCCUAUUUCCGGGUCCUACGUGAGGAUGUCUUCUUCCAGGAGUCAAGGGCUCGGACAUGCCGGCUAUGUGGACAGGCAGGCCACAAGGCGGAGGAAUGCAAAGGUCAGGCAAAGGAGAAGAAUGGAGAGUUCGAUGAGAAGGGUAAAGGAACCUCACUCAAGCCCUUCAUUUGGCUCAAUGUGUCAAUCCUUCGGGAAUACCUUGCUGCGGAACUGUACGUUCCGCAACAACCGUUUCCCUUCGACUUGGAACGUGCUCUGGAUGACUGGGUCUUCAUGUGUUUCUUCGUAGGAAAUGAUUUCCUUCCUCACUUACCCUCCUUAGAUAUCCGUGAAAAUGGCAUCGACACUCUGAUAGCUAUUUGGCGUGAUAAUAUCCCCGUCAUGGGCGGGUACCUGACCGAGGAUGGACAUGUUGACCUCAAGGGGGCCCAGCUUAUUCUGCAAGGACUGGCCAAGCAAGAGGAUGCUAUUUUCCGUCGUCGUAGACAGGCCGAGGAGAGGAGGGCUGCCAACGAGAAGCGCCGCAAGCAGGAAGCACAAGCGCGUGAAGAAGGUGCUAGGAAGCGGAGAAAAAGCUCUCCCAACUACGAAGCCUACGAGACACCUGCCGGCAAUCCUAGCGGUGGUCGGUCUAAGGGUGCCGCAGAUGCGGCGCCUCCCAAUGCCGUGGAACUGAUCACGCCUCAACGGGGAGAACUGACCCGGGAGGCGAGGCAGUUGACUCACAGCAUGGUUACUAACCGCGGUGCGGUGUAUAAGGCUAACAUGGCGAACAAGAGUGCCGCGGCCAUCCUGAAGAGCAAGCUCAUGAAAGGUUCGGAGGCUGAAGAACCCUCCGAGAACACCGAAGAAUCCGGGUCAGAAGCUCCAGAGCCUUCCGAGGAGAAGACCGAAGAGCAAACUUCGCCUUCGGUUCUCGGUAAGAGAAAGGCGGAUGAGGUGGCAGAGGAGGCCGCAACGACGCCGACCAAGAAGCCAUCCGCGGGCGACUCUCAAAACGAUGAAUUGCCGCCCGACACUGUCCGCCUGUGGGAAGAAGGAUACGCUGAUCGGUACUAUGAGCAGAAGUUUGGCGUCGAUCCCGAAGACAAGGAGUUCCGCCACAAGGUCGCACGGGCGUAUGCCGAGGGUCUUGCUUGGGUUUUGAGAUACUAUUUCCAAGGAUGCCCCUCGUGGACGUGGUACUACCCUUACCACUAUGCGCCAUUUGCGGCUGAUUUCGUGGAUAUUGGCGAAAUGGAGUUGCAAUUUGAAAAGGGAACCCCAUUCAAGCCCUUCGAACAGCUGAUGGGAGUUCUUCCGGCUUCUUCCAACCACGCUAUCCCUGAAGUCUUCCAUGAUCUGAUGAGCGAUCCGGAUAGUGAGAUCAUCGAUUUCUACCCGGAAGACUUCCCCGUGGACCUGAACGGCAAGAAGUUUGCUUGGCAGGGUGUCGUUCUACUUCCCUUCAUCGACGAGAAGCGACUACUGGCUGCGAUGGAAAAGAAAUACCCUCUUCUCUCUGAUGACGAGAAGCUCCGGAACUGCGUGGGCCGGGAUGUGUUGUUGAUCUCCGAGAGCCACCCACUGUACCACGAUCUGGUGGCCAACUUCUAUUCCAAGAAACAGGGAGCCCCCAAGUACGCCAUCAAUCAGCGAAUCAGUGAAGGUUUGGCUGGUAAGGUCGAGCGCAAUGAGUCGUACAUCCCGCACAGCUCCUUGGUAUCGUCUCUUGAAGAAUACGGGAUGCCGAGUUUGGAUGAUGAUCGAUCUCUCACGGUCAAUUACGAAAUCCCCAAAUCCAAGCACGUCCACAAGUCCAUGCUCCUUCGGGGCGCCAAGCUGCCACCCCCGACCCUGGACAAUGCGGAUAUCCAGGCCGUCAAGAACAAGGCACAGCACUCGGGCCGAUUCCAUGGAGGAGCUCCGCUUCGCAAUGGCCACCGGGGAGGCCGGAUCAACUAUGCCAGUGAGCGGCCGAACCCAUUCGCGGCCCAUCUGGACCCCAAGUUCAUGCCGCCCGGUAACAGUGGUGGAGCGCCGACGGGCAUGCCUUCUGGAUGGGUUCCUCCGAACGCUGGAGGCGGUGGUUACAACCGCGGGCCACCGCCACCUCCCCGCGGAGGAGGAGGAGGUUACCACCAGCGAUCGCACUAUGGCGGUGGUGGUGGUGGUGGUGAUUCCUACAACCAACAAAUGGGCAAUUACGACUACUAUGGACGUAGUCAACAAGGAUACUAUCAGCAGCAAGGAUCCUACGGUGGUAGCAACCACAACAACGCGUACCGUGGACGCUCAUCCAACUACGGGGGAUCCGACCAUCGCGGUGGGUAUAGCCGCGGAGGUUAUUCAGGUCGGGACCACUAUUCGUCCCGGAACUCUGGCGGUGGUGGAGGAGGUGGAUAUGGACGGUAUUAG
This is a messenger RNA of Aspergillus tubingensis, 3150 nucleotides long. RefSeq names its product 5'->3' exoribonculease Dhp1 (gene rat1). Bases 1 to 3150 code for a protein of 1049 amino acids. Gene Ontology annotation, biological process: nuclear-transcribed mRNA catabolic process. The record is from RefSeq and is a predicted model, not a curated record. Gene Ontology annotation, molecular function: zinc ion binding; RNA binding; 5'-3' RNA exonuclease activity. Gene Ontology annotation, cellular component: nucleus. The transcript is spliced from 4 exons. Lineage: Eukaryota; Fungi; Ascomycota; Eurotiomycetes; Eurotiales; Aspergillaceae.